GAAAAACAACUUUUUCACGGAAAGGAAUGGUUUGAAAGAAUGACGAACAACACCACGACACACGUUACUUCAGCUCGUAUGACUUACUUUGGCGCGGAACCAAUACUGCAGUUGACUGCCACUAGUUUCAUCGCACUGGUUGGCGUUAUGGGAAAUAUUCUCACCUGUGUCACACUAAUGAGCAAACACGAACCCUUCAAAUCACCCAUAAAGCAGUAUCUGAUAAGCUUAGCCGUGGCUGAUAUAGGAAUUCUCACUAUUGCCUACCCCAUGAUAAUUAUCAGAAGUGAGAUUAGCUGGCCGUUAGGUGAGUACGUGUGCCGAUUAAUUUUUCCUUUGACAGACGUAUUUUUCGGCGCGUCAGUAUGGGCAGUUACAGCUGUUUCCACGGAAAGAUGGCGAAAAAUAGUGACGACUAGACUUAAAUCAACAAUAGAAUCAUCGGGAUAUGCAAUGCGAGUCGUUGCAGCCAUUUGGAUUGCGUCCUUUCUGGUAACUUCUACACCAUUUUACAUUAUGGUUGAAUAUAUUGACACUGGAAAUGACAAACUUUGCUUCUACCAUUGGGAUAAAUAUGAAAUGUUCCACGAAGUGCACUCUGUCGUGUUAUUUUUGUUCUGGUUUGGAGUUCCAAUGGGCAUAAUUUUAUGCAACUACAUAUCAAUAACGAGGACACUCAAAGAAAGCACAAAAUUUAUCGUACAUUUUUACAAAACAAUCAGUGCGGAAUCUUCAAGCUCGUUCACAGCAACAUCAAGUCAAAUCUUUUCAAAGCUCAGCAGCACAAGUAACGCACCAGUCUGUCGCAGAUUAAAAGAAAACAAGCAAGCCCAGCUCAUCCUCACCCCUGUUGUCAUCAUGUUCGCCAUUACGAUGCUUCCUUUUAACUUAAUGCUCCUAACUCUGGCCUUCUGGCCUCAUUUAGCUCUGAUGCCAUUUUUCCCUGACAUUGUUUAUCUGUGCAUUUUGUUAGUAGUGGUCAAUUCGUCUUGUAAUCCCAUUAUUUACGAGUUGGUGAGCAGGAAUUUCAGAAAUUCGUUGUGGGCCGUUCUUGAGGGCUCUUGCAGGAAACUUUUUGAAUCCGAGAGAGAGGAUUUUGAAAGGGAACACGUGGUUUAG
Pocillopora meandrina is the source of this 1119-nucleotide messenger RNA. The record is from the annotation of a GenBank genome assembly. Lineage: Eukaryota; Metazoa; Cnidaria; Anthozoa; Scleractinia; Pocilloporidae.